Olea europaea var. sylvestris is the source of this 1361-nucleotide messenger RNA. RefSeq names its product dof zinc finger protein DOF3.1-like. The coding region runs from base 388 to 1122 and encodes 244 amino acids. Gene Ontology annotation, biological process: regulation of DNA-templated transcription. Lineage: Eukaryota; Viridiplantae; Streptophyta; Magnoliopsida; Lamiales; Oleaceae. The record is from RefSeq and is a predicted model, not a curated record. The transcript has a single exon. Gene Ontology annotation, molecular function: DNA binding; DNA-binding transcription factor activity.
AAAAUUUCAACUUGAAAAAAGACUGAAGCGAAGUGAGUUUCUCUCUCAAUAUUUAUGUGUAUAUAUAUUUUGUUCUUUCGCCGUCUCUCUCACGCGGAUUUAGACCUCAUAAUUUUCUCUCUGAAUCUCUUCUUUUGAUGAAUUCGACCAGUUCUAAAUUCUGAGGUUUUCUGGUUUUAGUUUUGACUUUAGGGGUUCUUUGAAUCUGUGUUUGAAUGCUGCUCUGAAAUUUUGCAAUUUUGGGUUUGAAAUUAGUAUAUUUUGUCUUCGUUUGGCAUUUCGUAAUUUGUAAUUCUUCCCUUUUCGCCACUUCACACAAAAUCCCAUUUCUUCAAUCCCCAAAUUCGAUUGUUUAAAUCAAAUUUUGAGUUUUUUUUUUUUGAUAAAAUGCAAUACCCAUCAAUAUAUUCACAGAUCAAAGCACAAGCAACACAGCCAAAUCCACAGCCACAAUUCACAGAACAAGAACAAUUGAAGUGCCCAAGGUGUGAAUCCACAAACACAAAAUUCUGUUAUUAUAACAACUACAACCUCACUCAGCCGCGCCACUUCUGCAAGAAUUGCCGGAGGUACUGGACUAAAGGCGGCGCUCUUAGAAACAUCCCCGUCGGCGGUGGCUCUAGGAAGAACACUAAGCGCACCUCUUCCUCAGCCGCUUCUUCCCGAAACAACCACCUCAAACGCGCAUGGCCAUCCUCCACCGCCUCCACGGCCGCCGUGUCAGCGCCAUCAGCGUCCAGGUCUACUGCCGCUGUUAUCACUGAAUCGUUGCCGCUGAAGGCAGAAAAUUAUGGUGGUCAGUUCGAGAAUUUAACAGACUUCAGCUCAAUUCUGGGGUCAAGUGGAGGGCAAUUCACUGAUUUGCUCAAUGGUCUGACCCCAAAUUGUUCAAAAGUGCAGUCAAUAGAAUUGGUUGGUGAUCAAGAUCCGUGUUCGGAUCAUAAUAUGGACCUCCAAUUGGUGUUGGAGGGUGGGAAUGACAAUAAUGCAGAUGGGUACCUAAAUAUUCAGUGUGGCGGCAGCGCCGGCGAUUCUAGCUGUUGGAAUGGUGGCGAAGGCUGGCCUGAUCCUGAUCUAGCUAUUUACAAUCAGGUUCAACUUUUCAGUAAUAAAAAGUACUAAAAAAUUAAUAAAAAUGUUCAUUGAGAGUGACUAAAGUGAGAGGUAUUUAUAUUUUCUAGUUAAUGAAAUUCGGUAGAUUACCUUUUUAACUGCCUGGAAGUCUAUAUGUGAUUAUUAAAGUAUUGGUUGUGGUACUCUUCAGCAUUUUUCAUAGGUUUUAUGUUUUUUUUAGUUUGAUGGUUUGUGUGUUCUUAAUACUUUGUACGAGUUAUAAGGGAAAAAGAAAUCUCUCUCUCAUA